Molecule: messenger RNA, 1673 nt
Organism: Solanum verrucosum
Lineage: Eukaryota; Viridiplantae; Streptophyta; Magnoliopsida; Solanales; Solanaceae
Product: shaggy-related protein kinase eta-like
Exons: 12
Coding region: 256-1404 (382 amino acids)
Biological process (GO): protein phosphorylation; signal transduction
Cellular component (GO): cytoplasm
Molecular function (GO): ATP binding; protein serine/threonine kinase activity
Source: RefSeq, a predicted model, not a curated record
GAGAAGACAGAGAGGAAGAAGAAAAAAACCACUAGAGGAAAGAGCUGUAUUCACAUGGGAUGCUGUUUUAGCUAAUGGGUCCUUUCUCUCUCUCUCUCCUCUUUCUCUCUCUUAAUUCAACCGACAAUUAUGAGCUUUGAAUCAUAAAGUUAAGAGUGGACUGAAGAAAAAAAAUUCUUCUUCCUUCUUUCUACUUUCCCUUUUCUUUUUUUUUUUUACCAAAAUUUUCUUUCUUUGAUUUGGAGCUGGGAAAUUAUGGCUGAUGAUAAGGAGAUGUCUGCUCCUGUUAUGGAUGUGAAUGGGGGAGUCACGGGUCAUAUAAUUUCCACUACCAUUGGAGGUAAAAAUGGUGAGCCAAAGCAGACAGUCAGUUACAUGGCUGAACGUAUUGUGGGGACUGGAUCGUUUGGAGUUGUUUUUCAGGCAAAAUGCCUGGAAAAUGGGGAGACAGUUGCGAUAAAGAAGGUUUUACAAGAUCGUAGAUACAAGAAUCGUGAACUACAGUUGAUGCGCACUAUGGAUAACCCAAAUGUUGUUUCAUUGAAGCAUUGCUUCUAUUCAACUACUAGUAAAAAUGAGCUUUUUCUCAAUUUGGUCAUGGAAUAUGUCCCGGAAACCAUGUAUCGCAUGUUGAAGCAUUACAGCAAUAUGAACCAAAGAAUGCCACUCAUCUAUGUUAAGCUUUACACGUAUCAAGUAUUUAGGGGGCUGGCAUACAUGCACACUGUUGCUGACGUUUGCCACAGAGACUUAAAACCUCAGAAUAUUUUGGUAGACCCUGUUACCCACCAAGUGAAAAUUUGUGAUUUUGGAAGUGCAAAAGUGCUGGUUAAAGGUGAAGCAAACAUCUCAUACAUCUGUUCACGGUUUUAUCGGGCUCCUGAACUCAUAUUCGGUGCAACAGAAUAUACGACCUCUAUUGAUAUCUGGUCAGCUGGUUGCGUCCUUGCAGAGCUUCUCCUAGGCCAGCCAUUAUUUCCUGGAGAAAAUGCUGUCGAUCAGCUUGUUGAGAUAAUCAAGGUACUUGGAACACCAACAAGGGAGGAAAUCCGUUGUAUGAAUCCAAAUUACACUGAUUUUCGGUUUCCACAAAUCAAAGCACACCCUUGGCAUAAGGUAUUCCACAAACGAAUGCCGCCUGAAGCUAUUGACCUUGCUUCACGUCUAUUGCAGUACUCACCUAGUCUUCGUUGCAAUGCUCUUGAAGCAUGUGCACAUCCAUUCUUUGAUGAGCUUCGAGAACCCAACGCACGCCUUCCCCAUGGCCGGCAAUUGCCGCCUCUUUUCAAUUUUAAGCAGGAGUUGGCUGGUGCCUCUCCAGACCUCAUUAACAGGUUGAUACCAGAUCAUAUAAAAAGGCAAAUGGGACUGCAUCAUUUCACGACCCGUGAUGACAUGACGUGAAAAGUACAUGUUUAGCUAAGUAUACCUGUUGAUGAUGAUCUGUAUAUCAAGAGAUCCGAGUUUACUUCUCCCCGACAGGUUCCACCAUGACAAGCUGCAUCUCCUUGUCGACGAGAGGAUAAAGUACAGGGUUGUUGCUGUGUAUUUCAAUCCUUCAUCGUGGUAUUGUCUUUUCUCGUUCCACUCUUCGAGUAUCUCUCCGUCCUCUCUUACCGGCCGACUAGCGUAAGGAAAGUUCUUUUUCUGUACAUGUUUUGGUAGUAGUAAAU